This is a messenger RNA of Bursaphelenchus xylophilus (pine wood nematode), 1125 nucleotides long. The record is from the annotation of a GenBank genome assembly. Lineage: Eukaryota; Metazoa; Nematoda; Chromadorea; Rhabditida; Aphelenchoididae.
AUGGGAAGCGAACAACUUGAGGUUGGCAACGGUGGUGACCCAGGAAAACAAAAAGGAGCCGAAGACAGGUAGGCUGUUGCAUUCUUGGUCUGAUUUUCGUGGUUUAGAAAGAUCUUUGUUGGCGGCAUUUCGGCCGAAGUUGGCAAUGAGGACCUUCAACAAUACUUCCAACAGUACGGAGAAGUGACUCAAGCUCAGGUCAAGAUCGACCGCUCCACCGGACGCUCUCGUGGCUUCGCAUUUGUGGAAUUCGCCACCGCCGAAGCUUGCAAGGCUGCCCUCCAUCAACGCGAACAAAACAUCAAGGGGAAACAAUGCGAAGUGAAACCGGCCAAGUCUCGCGAAAACAAGAAGGUCUUUGUCGGCGGACUCCCAGCCGAUCAUCCUGAAGAUGAGCUCAGAAAGCACUUUGAACAAUACGGAAAGGUCGAGGACAUCGAAUGGCCUUUUGACAAGCAGACCAAGAACCGUCGUAACUUUGCCUUCAUUGUUUUCGAAGAGGAGGAGGCCGCUGACCGCGCUGCGGCUGUGCCAAAGCAGAGUUUCAGCGAACGUGAGGUGAGUUUGUUUUCUUUUUGUUGUCGGUUUAGAUAGAUGAAGUCUCAGUUUAAGACUUUUGCCAAUAAAAAGGUCUGAGGAGUUAGGACAGCAUUGAGUUCCCUUUGAAUUAUAUUCUAGCUAAACGAUGUCAUUUUUCAGUGUGAUGUGAAGAAGGCCGUUCCCCAGAACCGUCGUUUCAACAACUUCCGUUCCCCAAUGGCUGGUGGUCCUCGCGGUGCUUUCGGUGGUGGUAUGCGCCCCCAAGGACUGCCCGUUCACAGCGCCGGCCCCUGGUUUAACGGUGGAUGGAACCAGAUGGGAGCCGUCCCAUACGGCGCUCCCUCUCAAGGUGCCGCCACCGGAACCGGCGGCUGGGGUGAUUGGUACUCCAGCAACAACUUCUAUCAAGGUCAGAACCAGGCCUAUCCCGGCUACGGAAGUAAGGACGGCGUUUGAAAAGACUAAUUCCAACCUUUAGCUGCCUCCGGCUACGAGUACCCCCAGAACGGGAACACAGCCCAACGCGGUCAGCCCACAAACGGCGCCGUCCCGCAGGGUCAGCGCUACCAGCAGGCUCAAUAUUAA